UCGCCCGAUCAUUGAGAUCUAUGGUCGCCUUGUGGCUAGGGUAUGUAGCUUAAGGCUUACUUUGACAACUGAUUACGAUUUAGUCCUCAUUAACACCGUUUCUAUCUCUCAACCGUAGAGUAGAGACACCUCUCUGCUCAAUCUCUCUGGAGCUAUGUCAGACAAAGAUGUUCUCCUGUCCAUGGGGUUCGAUACCGCUCGAGUUGAAUGGGCAUUGAAAGCCACAGGAGGUCGUGGACUUCAGCCAGCCAUGGACUUCAUCCUCGAGAACGAGGGCAAGCCGGUACCCGAUCUCUCUGCGGUCUCAUCUUCCCGUCAAGCCACGCCAUCAGGUGGAGGCGGAGAUGCAGUGGACGAAGAUGAGGAUGAUGCGGAGGCGUUGCGGGCUGUGUAUGGGACCGGCGCUGCAGGACAGGCUGCUGCUGCCGCUGACGUGGAGGCUAAGAGUAUUAAGUGCUCAGAAUGUGGCAAGAUCUUUAGAAACACUGCUCUUGCCAAUUAUCACGCAGAGAAGAGUGGUCACGAUCAGUUCGAAGAAUCAACUGAAGAAGUCAAGCCUUUGACUGAAGAAGAAAAGAAGCAAAGGCUUGCCGAUUUGAAAGAGAGAAUGGCGGCUAAACGAGCCGCGAAGGCCAAGGUUGAGGCGAAGGAGCAACAGGCUAAUGAGGCCAUUAGAAGGAGGGCGGGAAGGGAUCUAAAUGUGUUGCGGGAAGAGCUCCAGGCGAAGGAAGUUCUGAAGGAAGCUGAGGCGAAGCGCAAAGAGAAGCUUGAUGAUGCCAAGGCACGUGCAGCCAUCAAGGCUCAAAUCGAAGCCGACAAGAAAGCUCGCGCAGAGAAAGCUGCUCGAGAGAAGGCCCUUCGUGAAGGCAGAACUUACCCAGAAGCCGCUGCCCCAGUCGCUCCAGCUCCAGCUGCUUCGGCGCCAACAGGCACGGCGGGCAAAGACUACCCCCAGACACGAUUGCAGAUCCGUCUUGCAAGUGGUGGUCAACCGUAUACUACCACGCUCUCAAGUGAUGCCACUCUGCGAGAGGUGGCAGAAUACCUUGCCGGUCAGACGCUGUCAGUAGAUGUGGAAACAGUCACGUUCGCCCAACAUUUCCCAAGGCAAGGAAAACGUUCUCGCAGUCAGACUUCGAGCGAUCGUUGAGAGAUCUUGGUUUGACGCCUUCUGCGGUACUCAUUGCUUCAUGAAAUGACUAUUUCCUGCGGCCGCUGCACGACUUCCUAAAGAUCGAGGAAGGUUCCCUUUGAAGUUGUAUUUGUAUGAAUACAUUUGUACCGAUUGCAAUCUUGAACACGCAUUACUGCCGUAGUUGGUCUAAGGAUAGGUAUAAUUAAGACGUCGUGGAAAAGGUGCGGGAAAAUCCUCCUGUUAGGUUCAAACAUCUGGCCGCCCUGAUGUGGUAUAAUUAGGAGCGGUGCGUAUCGAAGUGUCUUCGACAACACGUUGGAAUACCAUGUCGGUGUAGACGGAUCCAGUAGUCGGUCCCGAAGUACUAUUGGCUUGCCUACGAAUGUUCAAUUGCAGAUGAGAACCCUAAAAAUACAUUAAAUCAUGCACAAUAGU
Somion occarium is the source of this 1570-nucleotide messenger RNA. The record is from the annotation of a GenBank genome assembly. NCBI's taxonomy places the organism in Eukaryota, Fungi, Basidiomycota, Agaricomycetes, Polyporales, Cerrenaceae.